AUGGAAAUAAAAAAUAAUGCAACUUUGGAGUUUUCUCAAAAUGCACUGGGUGUUCAACAAACACAGGUUCAUUGCAUAGCAAUACAAUACUAUAAAAAUGGAUCUAAACAACAUCAUCAACAUCAUCAUACCUAUAUUGCCAGUUUGAUGGUAUCCACUUCUUUGGCCCACAGAUAUAGUUGUGCUGGUACUGUUUGUGGUUCUGGUCAAGUUUGCAAAUAUUCACAUGAACUCCAAAGACCAUAUUGCGUAUUGGAUGAUGAAUGUGCUAAUAUUUUAAUUGUUCACAACAAGACUGAGACCUGGGUUGAAGCAUCUGUCGAGUACUCCAAGUUUGUCGUCUAUGUCAUCAACUAUGGUAAUGUUGCCAUCAAGAACUUCUGGAUCGGUAGUGACGAUUGUACAUUGCAAUUCAGAAACAAUAAUCCAACUGUCAAUGGAGGUGAGCUCUGGUCCAUCCAAUUCGACUCUUUCCAUGAUGUCUUUACUCUUCCAACCUAUGUCACCUCUAUCCCAUGUUUUGGUUCACACUCUUUUGGUUACAUUAUCAAGGGUCAUACUACUCCAACCUUGAGAAUUCUUGGUGUUCAAACCUCUACAAGUAUUAGUACAACACCAGAAGAUUUAAAAUCAUUUCAACAAUGGUUAUCUAACAAAAACACAUAUCUUAACCCAUCAAUAGAUAUUGUUGAUUUGGGACCACCAUUUGGUCGUUCAAUGGUUGCAAAUACAAAUAUAAAGAAAGAUGAAAUAUUAGUUGAAAUACCAAAAGGAAUAAUGAUGACACCAAAGUCUAUGAUCAAGAAUCUACCUAGGUUUAUUAUUGAUUGGAUGGAUGAAAUGAAGAUAUCUAGAACUGAUCAGCAAGCAAUUGCAAUCAUUUACUCUAUUUUACACGAGGAUAGUUAUUGGUAUGAAUAUGUAUCGAUACUACCAAAACAAUUCACAACCACUGUCUAUUUCACGAGAGAAGAGAUGACUCAAUUACAAGCAUCUCCUGUUCAUAGAUUCACUGAAAUGAGAUUAAAUGGUGUACAUCGUCAUUAUGAUACAACUAUUUCACGUUUAAGAUUUGGAUAUGAAGGAGGAGAGGAUGACUCUACCAAGACAAAGACAAAAUCUCAACUAGAUGCAAUGAAAGAAUUUAAAGAUGAUAGAUAUACAUUGGAUCAAUUUAAAUGGGCUCUUGGAUGUGUAUGGAGUAGAGCAUUUAGUUUGAGUGAAGAGGAUGGUGGUAUGGUACCGUUGGCAGAUAUGUUUAAUGCAGAUACUGUCAUUUCACGUUCCAAAGUACAUCCAAAGAUAUCUGCAUCGUCACCUUCACUUGUAUACACUGCUUCACAAGAUAUAGAGGCCGGUGAACAAAUAUUCACACCAUAUGGUGUCUAUAAAACACUUGGUAGUGGUCAAAUGCUAAUGGAUUACGGGUUCAUCCAUGAGGAUGGGUCUAGUGCAGACUCGACCAUUGUCACCGUUGCACCCAUCCCUCCCUCUGAACCACUCUAUGAUCUCAAAAGACAUUUGAUGCAAUCAAAUGGAAUUGAAAGUGAAGAAUUCACAAUCACCAAGAACAAGUUGGCCAAAGAAUUAUUUCUAUUUGCCAGGAUCAAAAGUAUCAACAAAAAAGAAUCGGAUCAAGCAUCUGCACAUUUCAUGUCAACUCAAAGACACUCAAUGUUAAACCCAAGAAAUGAAAAGGCAGCUCUUAGAUUAUUAUCAAAUCUAAUAUCAAGACAUUUAGAUGCAUAUCAAACAACAAUAGAUCAAGAUAAUCAAAUUCUAAAGGAAAUUGAAAAAGACAAGACAAACACAAAUCAUUCUUCCGUCACUUUCAACACAAUCAAUGCCAUUAAACUAAGAUUAAUGGAAAAGAAUAUUUUAAAUUCAUUUUUAAAAUCUAUAAACUCUAUUAGAGAUAUUGGAGGUAAUUAA
This is a messenger RNA of Cavenderia fasciculata, 1932 nucleotides long. RefSeq lists its product as uncharacterized. The transcript has 6 exons. Gene Ontology annotation, cellular component: nucleus. Lineage: Eukaryota; Evosea; Eumycetozoa; Acytosteliales; Cavenderiaceae. Bases 1 to 1932 code for a protein of 643 amino acids. Gene Ontology annotation, molecular function: protein-lysine N-methyltransferase activity; protein binding; carbohydrate binding. The record is from RefSeq and is a predicted model, not a curated record. Gene Ontology annotation, biological process: peptidyl-lysine monomethylation.